This is a messenger RNA of Ornithodoros turicata, 3337 nucleotides long. Its product is annotated as syntaxin-1A-like. Gene Ontology annotation, biological process: synaptic vesicle fusion to presynaptic active zone membrane; intracellular protein transport; exocytosis. NCBI's taxonomy places the organism in Eukaryota, Metazoa, Arthropoda, Arachnida, Ixodida, Argasidae. The record is from RefSeq and is a predicted model, not a curated record. Gene Ontology annotation, molecular function: SNAP receptor activity; SNARE binding. Bases 173 to 1057 code for a protein of 294 amino acids. The transcript has 10 exons. Gene Ontology annotation, cellular component: SNARE complex; presynaptic active zone membrane; endomembrane system.
UUCGGAUUUUUGUCCCAGCAACUCUGUGCAAGCUCCAUUUGCUCGCGAAUGGUGGAGAUGACUGAAAAUAACGGGGCUGGGCAUUAGAAGCUGGGGUGUUCAUCGUUUUUCGGGCGCUCUGAUGUGCUCUCCGAAGCCAGAAACCAUUUUAAAGUAGCCUUAUAAGACGGAAAUGAUCAAGGACAGGAUAUCUGCUCUAAAAGCGGCCCAAACAGAGGACGAUGAAUUGGACGGCGAUGUUACCGUGGUGCUUGAGCCCAAUGCAGGUUUCAUGGAAGAGUUUUUUGCCGAGGUGGAGGAGAUCACACAGAACAUCGAUAAAAUUGAGAAAACUGUGAACGAAAUGAAGCUAAAGCACAGCAGCAUCUUGUCUUCCCCACUCCCGGAUGAAAAAAUGAAACAGGACUUGGAAGAUCUGAUGGCUGAUGUGAAACGUAUGGCCAAUAAAGUCAGGAUGAAGCUGAAAUUAAUGGAGCAGAACAUCGAACAAGAAGACCAGAUAGUGGGCAACAGGACAGCCGAGCUUCGCAUACGCAAGACACAGCAUUCUGCACUGUCACGCAAGUUUGUGGAAACAAUGACAGAGUACAACAGAAUCCAAAAUGACUAUCGAGGGCGCUGCAAGGACCGCAUCAAGCGCCAGCUCGAAAUCACUGGCAAGGUGACUACAGAUGAAGAGAUAGAAGAGAUGCUGGAAAGUGGGAACCCAGCAAUUUUCACUGAGGGCAUCGUGAUGGAGACCCAGAAAGCACGACAGACCCUGGCCGAGAUUGAAGCUCGGCACCACGACAUCAUCAAGUUGGAAAAGAGCAUCAGGGAGCUGCAUGACAUGUUCAUGGACAUGGCAAUGCUCGUUGAAAGUCAGGGCGAAAUGGUUGACAGAAUUGAGUACCAUGUUAAAAAUGCCUCAGCCUACGUUGACACUGCAACGCAAGAAACACGACGAGCUGUCCGUUACCAGAGCAAGGCAAGAAAGAAAAAAGUCAUAAUCAUAGUCCUACUUGUAGUGGUCGUCUUAAUUCUGGCGAUUAUUAUUUUCGUUUCGGUACGAAAAUAGACGGCAGGCAGGAGAUGGCCUCGCUGGCUGGGACGUCUGCUUUGUUUUAGAAGUCUGCUUGACAGUACUAUUGCACUAGUUGUUGAAUGUUUUAGAUCUUGACUGUUGUGCGACUUGUGCAUACACCUUGUGUGACUUGCACCUGUACCAAAGCUGCCAUGCACAGAGACAUUCUAUGUUAUUGAGUCAUUCUAUGCUGAUUAGCCAAGGUUCAGAACAAGCCAGUUUUGUGGGCUAAUACAAAUACACAGGCUAUGCAUGCAGAAAAGAUAAGAGAUUAGAAAGGGAAUAUAACCCAUAAAUUUAAUGUGACAGUUUCUCACGUCAGUUCAUGCUAUCAGGGUCUUGAACACAAUGUGCGAAAACACGCUGUGUUACGUUGCCCGAUAUUAAUGCACAUAACUUUUCUUGAUGGCAGUUGGAUAGCCUGAUUAUAUAUAUUAAAAAAAUUUGCUUUUCUGUUUCGUGCUUCAGUUAGGAGCAGCGUAUGGUCUCGUGGUGAUAUGAUUCAGCACAAUCCACCAUCUGUAGACAAUGUGUUAUUUAACAUCCACAGCCGGUUUUCUUAGUUUACUUUGGGUUUGUGUAUUUGUUUGACCCAGACCAGUUAUAUGGGCAGUUUUGAACCAUCAUGCUUUGUCAUAGAGUGACUGUAACGAGCUUUAUCAUUUCACUUCUAGUCAGCUUUAUUGCCAUUUUUAUUUAGUUUGCUGUCAGAGCAAAUCAAGGUUGUGUUGUGCUUAGCCAAGCAUUCUGCCACACACUUAAGCUGUAAGAGCUGGGAGUGUGUACCCAAGGGACCAUUAAAAUGUUGACUUGCAAUCUACAAUCCUAUGGUCCCCAUCAGUAUUUAGAACUUUAGUCAUCUAAUAUGUAAAGACAAUGCAUUUAUAUAUUGAGGUGAGUGUGGGCAUGGCACCCUGUAAGUCCAAACAUGCCAAAAAUUGGUGAUGUCGUCUCAAAACGUCAGCAAACGUCCAACUUAACAAUGGUUUCUAGAUGUCAUGAACUUGCAUACGGUAUCACGCAUAAUAUUGGUACCUGGCACAUUGACCAAAAUACCAGAUGUAUACCACAUUGUACUGACAUUUUUCAUAUAUUCUUGAAAACUCUACAGGGUGGGUGCUAUAAAAGGUCAGUCACAUUUUCGCGAGUGACACUACACCUACUUGACAGACGGACUUCUGCUGCCACACGUUGAAUAAUUUAUGCCUGAGAUACCUACGAAAAAAUUGUGGUUACCAGCCAAUGCGUAACAAAAUAAAUACGGCCAUGCAAAUCGUCUUCAUGUAUUUCCUAUGCGCUGUACCAAUGGAUGGAGGCGAAAGUUUGCGUGGUCGUAUUUCUUUUGUUACACAGCGCUUGGUAACCGAAAUUUUUUUGUAGGUUUCUCUGGCAUAAAUUUCUUAUUCUGAGGCAGAAGAAGUCUGUGUGUCACGGAGGUAUCGUGUCAAGGAGGUAUAUAACGUCUUGCACGAAAGUGAGACUGACCUUUUGGAGCACCCACCCUGUAUAUUCCACAUAAUGGACAUGGUAGUCACAUGAAAUGAAACUGCCAUUCAUUAUAAAAACCUUCAAUACCACUAGAAGACACUGAAAAUUGUAUGUGAUCUUCACACAGUUUGGCUUCUUCGCAUGUGCAUGCGGUGUAAGUCAGUAAGAUAAUAACAAAAAGAGUGUAGCCUAUAGCAGCCCUCCGAAAUGGGGGUGCACCUGUCCAAUCCACGUAGCAAGGGCAGGCAUUUGAUCUGCAAUCUGUAGAUGUCCUAACACUUGUCUAUCUGUGUGUACCCACACUUGCCUCUGUUCCUUGCACUGUAGCAUCUCUUUAUGAAUUUAUGCUAGUGCUUCAGUGUCACUUGUUUCUGCAGUAUGAAUAUCCACCAGUACAAUUUAGCAUUGCAAUUGCUGCGCAUUUCUUUUGUGUGAUGUGGCUGCAAAGCCUAAUAUAUUGUUUGCUAUUUUGAGAAUAUUGCGUGCAAUGUUGUUUGCACAGAAUGUGCAUUUUGGUUGUGCAAUAUUUUGGUUGUUAUCCGCAUUUCCUGCCCGUUUACGCAUGUGUAACAUGCAUGAGACUACAUGUACAAGCGUUUUGCCUCAGAAGUUAGCGGCACUGAAUAUUUAGUAUUGUUUAGUAGCUGUAGCUGAGCACUAUAUUUAUUUCUGUAUUGCAUACAACUGAGGCCUCUGUAAAAUGUUGGCUAUCAAAUUAUGAAUUUAUUUUAUGCUGUCCUGCGAAUAAAAGUUGUCUGCCGUUGCAAACAGAGACAGUGAAGCCCA